Molecule: messenger RNA, 1393 nt
Organism: Meira miltonrushii
Lineage: Eukaryota; Fungi; Basidiomycota; Exobasidiomycetes; Exobasidiales; Brachybasidiaceae
Product: Thioesterase/thiol ester dehydrase-isomerase
Exons: 1
Coding region: 83-1237 (384 amino acids)
Biological process (GO): acyl-CoA metabolic process; fatty acid catabolic process
Cellular component (GO): peroxisomal matrix
Molecular function (GO): fatty acyl-CoA hydrolase activity
Source: RefSeq, a predicted model, not a curated record
GACUGUGUUUCCGCUUUUAGUACUUUUUAAGCUUUCAACAAACAAACACCUUUUCUGCUUCUGAUCACCAUCACCACUCAAAAUGGUCAACGUUCGCAAAGAUGUCGCUUCAACAGUUGAUGAAGAUAAAUUCAAUCCGGAAGUAUAUGAACAAGGAUCAAAUAUAGGACCAGAUAUCGCAGAAGCAUUAGAAUGUGAACAUUUAGAUGCCGACUUAUACAGAAGUUCUAAACCACUUUGGAGACCUUAUAGUGCUCGUGGUGUAUUUGGGGGACAAGUGAUCGGUCAAGCUGUUGCCGUUUCAAACGCAUCUGUUCAAUCAGACGUUUAUCUUUUGCAUUCGCUGCAUUCUUACUUUCUCUUGGCAGGAGAUGAAACAAGACCGAUCUAUUAUCACGUUAGCAGGUUACGUGAUGGAGGAUCGUAUAUGACAAGAUUGGUUGAAGCAAAACAAAGAGGUCGUUGUAUUUUCGUGUUGUUUUCAUCUUAUGCAAAACCAGAACAUAAUCGACCAAAAUUCGCAAUCGCACUACCAAGAUCGAUCAGUAAUGAUCAUUCACCGUCUGAAGAGGUUUUUGAAGAAGCAACGGUUGCCAUUACAGGAUCAAAAACAAUCACGCAUAAAUCUCGAUUUAGUCAAGAACGUGUUGAAGAAGGAUCACAACCAAAAGGAUUGUUGACGUAUGAAGAGGCACCUUUGAACGAAACAAGAUAUUUAAGAGUUUUGAAAGAUUUAGAUAAAUUUUUACCACAAAAAGUUAAAGAUACUUUACAUGCAUGGAUCAAAGAUCGUCAAGAGAGCGCAGUUGAAAUUCGAGAUGCUUUGCCAAAUAUGUACGAUGAGAAUGGCGUGCCAACGCAAGGAUAUGAACAAGCAUUUUGGAUGCGAGUCAAAUCGCCAAUCAAAGGAGGAGAUGCAGGACAUAAAGCUGCAUUAGCAUAUGCCAGUGAUAUAAAUCUGCUUGCAACAGUUGUAAAGGCUCUCGGGACAACGAGAAGGAUGAAAAUGAUGGCAAGUUUGGAUCAUUCGAUGCAUUUUUAUGAACCUUUUGAUUUUACACAACCGAUCUUAUUCUUUAUGCAAUGUCAAGUUGCUUCAAGUGGUCGUGGUUUGGUGAUCGGAAGAUUUUAUUCACAAUCCGGUACUUUGAUCGGUACGGCCUCUCAAGAAGGUUUGGUGAGACCGCGUGAGGAUAAUGCAGAUAUCAUUGCAAGAGCAACUUCUGGUAAACUUUAAUCAAGACUUUUGUGUGUGUUUCGUUUUCAUGUAGAAGUAUUUGCUCGUUUUUAAUCGGGAUUAUCAUCAAUAAUUUAAUCUUCCUAAUAUGUCUGUCUAGAAUCAUCUCCUUAGUUCUCGUCUAUGAAAUGCAUGAAAACAUUAUAACGCUUCUAU